Molecule: messenger RNA, 2018 nt
Organism: Drosophila elegans
Lineage: Eukaryota; Metazoa; Arthropoda; Insecta; Diptera; Drosophilidae
Exons: 2
Coding region: 893-1861 (322 amino acids)
Source: RefSeq, a predicted model, not a curated record
UUGAAUUGAUGAACAUGACCGUUGGAUAAGUAUUACGUUAUUGCCUAACAACGUAUUCGUUUUAAUGGGGGAGUGAGUUUUUUUUUUUUUUGUUAACAUUGAUAGUCAUGUUGCAAUAUACCAAACAAUUUAAUAUAGUUUGCGGAAAAUCAUUGCAGAAUAAAUAAUAGGAUUCGUUAAAAAAAAACAGCUAAUAAAACUUGUCUUUAAUUAAGAAUAUUCUUACAAAUUUCACAUUAGAAAGAAAAUCAAAUUUAAUCGGGAAACAUAAAAAAAUGAUCGUAAACUUUUUUGCCCACUGUAUAAACUUCAGAGGGUCGAAAAUGUCUCCAUCCCUGCGUUGCAAACUUCUGACUAAAAUUAUAAUACCCUCUAGAUGUGUAUAAACAUGGGAUAAUUUUAGAACUGUUAUAAAUUAACAACGGGUACUUCCCAAAAUACAUGUUUCUUAGCAUUAUAAUGUGUUUAAUGGAUUUAAAAAAAAAUAAAUUGGUUAAUAUUUUGUUUUGGUUAAAAUUUCUACAUUCUUUUCUGAAAUAUUUAACAGGAUUUUGACUCUUAAACAAUAAAUCCAUUUAAAAUCAAUUUGCAUUGUUUUAAUAUCAGCUAAACAUUAAUUGUCAAAUUAUUAUUAUUGAGUUGUUAUCAACAAACAAAAACAUGUAAUAUGAACAUAAAUAAUAAUUUAAAAUUUUCCCCAAUUUCUAAAAAUAUCUGUGGAAUUGUGCGAGGUUCAGUCGUUUAGGAACACCCCAAACAACUUAAUAUCGAUACCGCGUAAAGUGACAGUGACAGUGACAGUGAUCAAGUCCAUAUAUAAUUUAGGUGCGGUCGGUAUACAAAAGUUUCAUUUAGUUCUGUGAAUCCCAGAAAGAAGGAGCAAAAAAGGAAAAUGUCGCUUAAAUUCAACGAGGCAAUUGAAAUGUUGAUAGAAAAUCUGUCAAAAACUAUUAAACCUGAACAGGAAACAUAUAUGCAGGAUGCAGCCGAAAUAUCCGAGAAAAUAAAUCAGGAACUUAUCUACAUUAAUUCUAUUUUCAAGGGUACAGUCACCAAAUGGGAUCAGACAUAUAUGUUCGCCUAUAAACCAUACCCCAAAGCCAGAGUACCGAUUUUGUGGGUAGAAAUGCCAUUUGCGAUUGAGCCACAGAAUGUUUACGUUCACCGUGAUCCUGGAUGCCGAUUGUUUAACCUUAAGACGACUGUGAAUCAUCCAGCAGUUGAUAAUGGAUACGUGAACGGCGAAAAGUUGACCAAGCUUUUCUACUUUGAUUUGAACAGAGUCGUGGACAGAAUGACGAAUUUUAUUUGUAAAAGCGGAAAAAUGUAUAAUCUACGCACUAACCUAUUGCAUGAUGAAUCUUUCAUCAUCGUUGUCAAGGAAUAUGGCAGGAAUGGAUUGGAGGAAAACGAGCUAUUGAUUUAUGAGUUUAAACUCACUCUUAAAUUCUCCAACAAUUUUUUCCUAUACACCUACCGUGUCGAUUUCUUUAAACAAGCCGAAAAACUCGAGGUCGAAGCAGUGGAAAAAAAAGUCAUCAAAUUGUUAACCAAUGUAAAAAAAUUGUUUCUACAAUUACAAGAUGAAAAUCUAGUUAUGCCAGUUACAAAUUUUGCAAUUGAUUCUCUUGAUUUUCGUGUAGAACCCAACACCGGGGAAUAUUUACUUGCGGUGAGUUUUCACAGCUUUAUAAUCAAUUAUUACUAUAACAUUGUUAUGAACCAUCAGGCACUAUCAAACAUAAUUCCGAUCAUCCCAAAACGCGGACGUUUCGUAUGCAUCUUGGGAAAAUUGAUGCAGUUCAAGGAAUCGGACUCCGUUACAAUGCCAGAGCUAAAGGCUCUUUUUGGUCUGCCUUGAAUAUUUGAUCGAAUUUCAAGAAAGAUUUGGAUAAAACCACUUGGACGCUGUUUAUUCUACAGAAAAGAAUAAUGAAAAAUACUUAAACUCCUUAUUGCAUGAAAACAACCAGCACGUCAUGGUCAAGACAAAGACAACUUUUACAUAUAAAUAAUAA